GUCAGCUUUCUAUUCCCAAUAACUGAAACCUUAACAGAGCGGAAAAUAAAUUUUUAUUAGAAAUUUUCGCUUAAAAAAUAUUUUUAUAUAAUUUUACAACAAAAUAUCUUUUCCAUAUAGAAAUUUCGCGAAUGGCCGGCAGUAAUGCCACCAAAAGUGUGUUAGGCGAAUUAGCAAAGCGUGUGCCAAGCAAUCAGACAAAACAGUUUCGUAAAUUUCUCGAUUUGAACAGCGAGUAUAAAAGGCGCGUCGAUAAAUACCCCAAGGAGUUGCCGAGAAUCGAUUGGGAUUAUUAUCGCACGAAUGUGAGAGUAGAGGCGAUAAAAAUGGUGGAUGAAUUUGAGAAAAAAUACGAAGAAUUGAAUAAGAUUUUUGAUGAUCGUUUCAAGGUGGAUACCAGGAAGUACUACGAUGAGUUAGAGAAGCAACGAGCAGAAGUGCAGGCACAAGUGAGGCAGUACAUCGCCGAAUCGAAUGAGCGUAUCAAAGCGUUUGAGAGCGAAAUAGCGCGUUUGUGUCAUAUGAAACCUUAUUCCGCAAUGACAAUGGAAGAAUUCAUAAAUCUGCGGCCGGAGUGCUCGGCAUAUAUACCAUACAGACGUAAGCCGCUCUUCUGGCCGCAUGACCCCGAUGAGCAGAUACCUGGGUCGGCUGAUAGGAGAACAUUCAAAAAAAGUAGUAAGGAUGGUGGAGGUGAUGGUGAUGGCGAAGGAGUCAGUGGCGGCACGCAUCCCAUAAAACCCGGCGAUAUUAUGGGAAAAACAGAAAAGUUUGAGUUUGAUGCAGCUGAUAGCACAACUAUGCAAGAGGAAACGGAUUCAGUGACGAAAGCAUCAGACGAAACAGAGCUUAAUAUUGAGAAUCCGCAAGAAACCCAAGAACUGCCAGUUCAGCUACGAAAGAAACCACAUCCAUGUGCUUUGGUAAAGCAUAAGCCGGAUAGCGCAGACGCAGAGGGAGGAACUUGCAAGCCUAAGGGGUCGUAUAAAGAUAGGGAUAGGAACACAAGUAAAUUUUUCGAUCCCUGUGGUGUUGGAUUUGGUGUUAAAAAACGAGAUAAGUCAUAUAUAGAAACAGUAGCACCAAAAUCUGACACCAUGCCACAAACAAAGAUUUCAGAAGUAUCCUCCUUCGAGGAACAACCAAAGGAGGAUAAGGUUAUUUCCAAGAAGGUCGUGAAAUCUAAUGAAAAGAAGGCAAUUGGUGAACCACAAAUUUACACAGAUAAACCGACGUCGAAAGAAAUGAAAGCUAGGUUAGAUCCUUGCCAGAUUAUGGAGAAAGAGGGAAAAGAGAAGGCAGAAACAAAAGAAACGCAAAUAGAAAAGAAAAGAGAAGACUUAAAGACAAACACUGUGGAAGAAAAGCCUGUGCCGCCAAAGAGGCCACACCCAUGUGAUCUGAUAGAACAGCUGCCUGAUGAUUUAUGCAAACCCAACGAGAUAAUCAACAAUGAAAAGGACACUUCUGCAUUCCUUGAUCCUUGUAAUGUUGGGUUCGGCCCUAAGAAAGAGACAGGAGAAGCAGUUUCAAAAGUAAAAUCUAAGCUGAAAACAAAGAGCUCUGAAAAGCUAGUUCAAAAAUUUGCAGAAAUAAACAGAAAGGCUAAAAAAGAUAUCACAUGCAACACUAAAGAUGAACAAAAAGAGACAAGCACAUAUCUGGAUCCCUGUGGUGUACGGUUUGGGGCAAAGGAAGACGCAAAGCCAUUUGUGGAGAAAAUUACUAAAAAAACUGAGCCAACAACUCAGGCAAAGGAGUAUUACGAAUCUUCUUCGUGCAACUUAACCAAGCAAAGGCAAAACCACGACACCGAGUCCUGCAAAGACCACAACUCCGACGUUGCAACCAAUUCACCUUGUAAUGCUGCCAAGAAGCAAAAGGAAGAAACAAUCAUAAAUAAGGAUAAAAACAGCUUAACUAUGGUUAAUGCAGAGCCCAAAGAAAUACUCUCUAAGGAUGACGACUCCAAACGGCAAUCUACGCCUUCUAAAGAAGAUAAGAGUAAGAGGCCUAGUCCGGCAACACCCUAUUACAAUCCAUUCAGAAGUGAGGAGGAAAACAAAAAGAUAGAAGAUGAUAUGUGCGGUAUUAGCAAAACGGAAGAUCCAUGCUCCAGAAAAAUACGUGGUACUGAAGAGGAGUUUUAUGAUCCUUGCAAAGAUGAAAAAGAAUAGCAGAGCACAGAAGAGGGUUACAGUUUGAUAAAAUAUUACGAUAUUUUUUUCUUUUUUUUUGUCCAAAUAUUGACAAGAACGUAUCUAUAUUUUAAUAAAAAUUCUGAGUUUUCGAA
Ceratitis capitata (Mediterranean fruit fly) is the source of this 2293-nucleotide messenger RNA. RefSeq lists its product as uncharacterized. Gene Ontology annotation, biological process: proton motive force-driven ATP synthesis. Gene Ontology annotation, molecular function: proton transmembrane transporter activity. The transcript is spliced from 3 exons. The record is from RefSeq and is a predicted model, not a curated record. Bases 132 to 2177 code for a protein of 681 amino acids. NCBI's taxonomy places the organism in Eukaryota, Metazoa, Arthropoda, Insecta, Diptera, Tephritidae.